This is a messenger RNA of Pisolithus orientalis, 1904 nucleotides long. Its product is annotated as nucleotide-diphospho-sugar transferase. Gene Ontology annotation, molecular function: mannose-1-phosphate guanylyltransferase (GTP) activity. Lineage: Eukaryota; Fungi; Basidiomycota; Agaricomycetes; Boletales; Pisolithaceae. Gene Ontology annotation, biological process: GDP-mannose biosynthetic process. The transcript has 5 exons. Bases 119 to 1612 code for a protein of 497 amino acids. The record is from RefSeq and is a predicted model, not a curated record.
CAAAACGCUGACACAGGAACACAAUACCAACCAUUUGCACGCAAAUCGCACGUUUGUGAAAACCAUAAAGACACUCUUUGAAGUCGCUCGACUCGCAAUACCCUUGACCUUGACUACCAUGUCAUUCCUAUCCGGCUCCUCUGCUCAGAGCACGCUCUCUGUUGAGGCCAUGUUCGCACAGAUCCUUGGGGCUGUCCAAAAUUCCCAAGCAGAGAUUGCAGAGCUGCGGCAGGAAUGCGCAGAACUGAAACAAGCAAAUGCUAGCUUGGAGCGUCAGGUUCGGGAGGGCAUGCAAAACGGCAAUAAUACCUAUAACAAUGGCCGUGCCCAUGGGACAUCGGGUUUCAGUACCCCAGUGCCGGGGAGUCCUCAGCUGCGGGCCAAGUCACCCUUUCUCUCACCCCACUACAUCCCCCCUGUUACUUCCAUCGCACCUGCCUUUCAUGUUCAGUCACCCUCGCCUUUAGGGGACAAUGCUUUGACACCCUUCCUCUGUUCUUCUAGAGACAUCCCGGGUUUCUAUGUGGUCAUUCCUGCUGGAGGGGCUGGCACACGGCUUUGGCCACUGUCAAGAGAGGGUCAUCCAAAGUUUCUCCUUGACCUUACCCUCAAAGGAAGAUCCUUGAUUCAAGCAACUUGGGAUCGUCUAUUGCCACUUUCGUCUCCUUCUCGUACCACAGUCGUGGCCGGUCCAGGACACGUCAAGUCUAUCCGAGAACAACUACCAGACCUCAGUCCUGAUAAUCUUUUCUGCGAACCCGGUCCGAAAGACUCUAUGGCUGCUAUCGGCCUGGCUGCUGCUGUCCUGCAGAAACGAGACCCUGACGCGAUUAUUGGUUCGUUCGCUGCUGACCACAUGAUCUCCGGAGAUGAUGCGUUCCUUUCUGCCAUUGCCGAGGCAGUUGAAGUAGCGAAGAAGGAUUAUCUUGUAACGAUUGGUAUCGCGCCUUCUCACCCUUCGACUGGGUUUGGUUACAUCCGGCUCGGCGACAAGUUGGGCAUCAAAAAGGCUCCGAAUGCAAGGCUUGUAUCGAGUUUCAAGGAGAAGCCUGAUGCUCGUACGGCUGCUGCCUAUAUUGGCACAGGCAACUACCGCUGGAACGCUGGUAUGUUUGUCACGAAAGCUAGCGUCCUCCUGGACCUGUUGAACGAUUACAAGCCCGAUGUUUGUGAGGGCCUAUGCAAGAUUGCGGAAGUUUGGGAGGAUGAGGCGCAACGUCAGGCAGUACUAGCAGAGGUUUGGCCAGGCCUUGAGAAGAUUCCUAUCGAUAACGCUGUGGCUGAACCUGCUGCUACUGAAGGAAAGGUUGCUGUUGUCCCUGCUACAUUCGGCUGGGAUGAUGUUGGAGACUUCUCUUCGCUCGCAGAGCUUCUCCCAGCCGAAGCUAAUCAACCUCGUAUACUCGGAGACGGUAGCCUUGUCCUUAUGGAACAAGCUGCUGGUGGGAUUGUUGUUCCUGGAUCGGGCCGUCUCAUUACUUGCUUGGGUGUCGAUGAUCUGGUCAUUGUCGACAUGCCCGACACUCUCCUUGUGACAACUCGUGCGCGGUCCCAAGAGGUCAAGCGACUCGUGAAGAAAUGCCGCGAUGCGGGUUGGAAGACUCUUCUCUAGUUCUGUUAUCGCUAUAUUCUUGGUCUUUCGGUUGCGAAACACUAUUCGACUCGAAGGAACAACUUUUCCCAAGACACUUGCAUACUUUUUUUUUUCUUCGCUCCAAAAACUGACUAUAUGAACAGUGCUAACCCACAUAGUAUACUAUACCCGCCUCGUCAUCUUUUGGUUAAUCCUGGACUGAUCAUGUGUCUGUCGCCUGUUGCUACGUAUGCUGUUUUGUAGGUAUGGUGGCUCGUUAGACACCCUUUAGUUUACUCCCAAGUCAUGAACACUGUCGCUGCUACCCAUC